Molecule: messenger RNA, 1327 nt
Organism: Dreissena polymorpha
Lineage: Eukaryota; Metazoa; Mollusca; Bivalvia; Myida; Dreissenidae
Exons: 4
Coding region: 1-822 (273 amino acids)
Biological process (GO): G protein-coupled receptor signaling pathway
Cellular component (GO): membrane
Molecular function (GO): G protein-coupled receptor activity; peptide binding
Source: RefSeq, a predicted model, not a curated record
AUGUAUUCUGCGAUCCCUAAAGUGUGGCGGGAAGACUCCCCGAAGAAUGUGACAUUGACGGAAAAGAACAAUUCCCUCGUUGAGCUACAUAUCCCCACCAUCACAUUUAUCGCCAUCCUGAUGGAUUACUUACCGUCGACAUACCGCUCGCUCAUUUUAUGGCUGGGUUGGAUAGACUUCAUAGCCUGCACCGUUGGGAUGCCUUUAUUGAUCGUCAGUAUGUUGUAUCCGUACAUGUUCCCGUCCGAAGAAGCGUGCAAAUCUCUAAGAUUCUUACACGUUUUUUUUGUCGUAGCUUCGGCGUUUAUUGUAAUAUGUAUUGCAGUAGAAAGACACAGAAGAAUCUGCUACCCAUUUUCGGCAGCAUUACUGCUCACCAUAAUCAGUAUGGUUAUUAUGGGAGUAUUCUACUUCCGGAUUGGAAGGACGAUAAUGCUCAGCCAUAGUACGAGCGUCCAAGGCCUAACUGCGGACACAAAAUCUCCCUUUACUGUUGACAAACUGGAAUCUAGUCGGAUUUCAACUAGCAUCAAGGGACCAAGUCUGCGGACGAAGCAAGUGACCUUAAUGUUGUUGAUUAUAACUGGUGUGUUUGUGGUAAGCUUUAUCCCUCACUUAGUUCCCAUGGUGACGAUUUCCAUAAAACCCGAUUUUCUCAAGGUAGUGUCUUCAGCUGGUGUUGCAGUGUAUAAUAUAUUUCUCCGAUCCUUUGUAAUCAACAACAUGGCCGAUCCAAUCAUCUACGGAUUUUGUGACAAAAAGUUCAGAGGAGAAUGUGCUAGUGUAGCCUGCAACGUUCUUACCUUUGGGGGUAGAAAGUAAAGCAUGUACUGCAUAAUUAUCAUUAAAUUGAGUUGUUCAUGAAUGAUUUAAAAAUGCAAAAGACAUCAUGAACAAUCUAUCAUUAUAUCAUGAUAAGUCUAGACAAAAUAUAUAAUGUUAAUGUGGGAUUACAUCAUACAAAUGGAAGAUGUGAAUAUAAUGGCAGUUCGAAACGAAAUAAUCAAUGAAGUGAAACAUGGAUAUUCGGUGCAUAAGGAACAAUAACAAUUACUGGCAAGAACUGGUUAUGUUGGUUUGUGUACAUUAUGUAACGUUUGUUGCUGUAUAGAAAUAUCAAAACCAUGUAUGUCGCGAUAGGGAAUAACGAAUGGAAUAUUAGGUGUAUAGGGAAUUUGUUUGCACUCAGUGCUUCUGUAUUAAACAGGGUUUGCAUAUGUAUGAGUAUUAAUAAAGAGAUAAAGGGUGUGCAUUAUUGUAAUUGAACGCGCAUGCUGAUUCUUUUGGGCUUUAUAAUUGAAAUGAGGACGAAUAAUGUUGAGCUUGG